GGCCCAGUCCAUUGACCCAUUUGGGGGUUGUGAAGUUGAUACCAGUUAUAGGAUAGUUGGAAAACACUAUUAUCCAUAACGAGGGAAAUGAUACAGCAUAGGCCUUAUACCCAGAAAGUUGAUGUGUAUAGCUUUGGGAUUGUGCUGUGGGAGCUUAUCACAGGGUUGCUUCCGUUCCAGAAUAUGACUGCUGUUCAGGCUGCAUUUGCUGUUGUCAACAAAGGCGUCCGUCCCAGUAUCCCCAAUGACUGCCUUCCAGUUCUCAGUGAGAUCAUGACCCGUUGCUGGGAUGCUAAUCCCGACGUUAGGCCCUCCUUCAGUGAGGUAGUCAGAAUGCUUGAGCAUGCAGAGACUGAAAUCAUGACAACUGUCAGAAAGGCUCGUUUCAGGUGCUGCUUGACUCAACCAAUGACUACAGAUUGAUCAUUGAUGCAGGGAUAAGAUUUUAGUAGCAGGAAGAAGAGAGUAAAAAAUUGCUAAGGAAAAGAGGGGGAAAAAAAAGAAAGGAAAACCAAAAAUUGAUUUCAUGUCAGCCUUGUGUAUGUAUCAGACUUAAUUUAUUUCUUGAGAUAGAAAAGGGGGAGGAAACUGUGAUAAGAACCGCUUGUUUUGUGUAUUUCUUUUUAAAAUUUGUGGAUUUUAAGAAUUGAAUUAGUGGUAAUAGAGGAGAUUUGAUGUGUAUUUUACUUGC
Olea europaea var. sylvestris is the source of this 691-nucleotide messenger RNA. Its product is annotated as serine/threonine-protein kinase HT1-like. The transcript has 2 exons. The record is from RefSeq and is a predicted model, not a curated record. Gene Ontology annotation, biological process: signal transduction; protein phosphorylation. Gene Ontology annotation, molecular function: protein kinase activity; ATP binding. Bases 88 to 423 code for a protein of 111 amino acids. Gene Ontology annotation, cellular component: cytoplasm. Lineage: Eukaryota; Viridiplantae; Streptophyta; Magnoliopsida; Lamiales; Oleaceae.